GGAAUAAAACUGGGUGAGGAAAAGCCAAACUCACUCACAAGGUGAGGUUGCUGAAGCCAUACGCCAUGCCAAGACUGAGCACAGCAACACGACUCAAGGUAGUUAUACUGCAUAAGCAAGGUCUCUCCCAGGCAGAGGUUUCCAGGCAGACAGGGGUCUCCAGAUGUGCUGUCCAAGCCCUCUUGAAGAAGCACAAAGAAACGGGCGAUGUUGAGGACCGUGGACGCAGCGGUCGGCCAAGGAAACUUAGUGCAGCAGAUGAAAGACACAUCAUGCUUACUUCCCUUUGCAAUUGGAAACUGUCCAGCAGUGCCAUCAGCUCAGCGUUGGCAGAAAACAGUGGGACCCUGGUGCACCCAUCUACUGUCCGGAGAAGUCUGGUCAGAAGUGUUCUUCAUGGAAGACUUGCGGCCGAAAACAUGCCAAAAACAAAGGAACUUGUUUCGUCCAGCUCAUCUGGCAGUGACUCAGAUAGCGAGGUUGACCAAAAGCCUAAAAGAAAAAGCCAACCCCCUCCAGAGAAAGAAAAACCUGCAAAGAAACAAAAAACAGGUGAAAGUUCUAAAGGCGCCGCAUCCUCCAAACAAAGCGGCGGCAACAAAGAUGAUAACAUGUUCCAGAUUGGAAAAAUGAGGUAUGUCAAUGUUCGAGACUUUAAAGGGAAGGUCCUAAUUGACAUCAGAGAAUACUGGAUGACUCCAGAAGGAGAUAUGAAGCCAGGAAAGAAAGGUAUUUCUUUAAAUCCUGAACAGUGGAACCAGCUGAAGGAGCAGAUGUCUGAUAUCGAUGAUGCAAUAAGAAGACUGUAAAAGACCCUUAAUUGCAGUGAAACCUCAAGCUGUAGUUUUAAGCACUCUUUUUACGUUUUGCAAUCGUUUUCUACUCCCCCCCUCAUUUUACCAACUAUUGUACGUUUUGGUUAGCAGAACAAUUUGACACAUGAAUCAUUUAUGUGCAUUUCAGUGUACACUGGUUUAAUUGAAAUCUUGUCAUUAAACUUAUUUUUUUUUCCGAAAACACAGUAAUAAA
Messenger RNA from Spea bombifrons (plains spadefoot toad), 1029 nucleotides. RefSeq names its product SUB1 regulator of transcription (gene SUB1). The record is from RefSeq and is a predicted model, not a curated record. The transcript is spliced from 5 exons. The coding region runs from base 66 to 809 and encodes 247 amino acids. Gene Ontology annotation, cellular component: transcription regulator complex; nucleus. Gene Ontology annotation, molecular function: transcription coactivator activity; DNA binding. Lineage: Eukaryota; Metazoa; Chordata; Amphibia; Anura; Pelobatidae. Gene Ontology annotation, biological process: positive regulation of transcription initiation by RNA polymerase II.